AACUGAAGGAAGGUCAUCAUGGGAGCAUUUUUAGACAAGCCAAAGAUGGAGAAGCAUAAUGCCCAGGGGCAAGGGAACGGGCUCCGUUACGGCCUGAGCAGCAUGCAGGGCUGGCGCGUGGAGAUGGAGGACGCACACACGGCCGUGAUCGGUUUGCCAAACGGACUUGAUGGAUGGUCGUUUUUUGCUGUGUAUGAUGGGCACGCUGGAUCACAGGUUGCCAAGUACUGCUGUGAGCAUUUAUUAGAUCACAUCACGAGCAACCAGGAUUUUAAAGGGCCAGAUGGGCCACCAUCUGUGGAAAGUGUAAAGAGCGGCAUCAGAACAGGUUUUCUGCAAAUUGAUGAACACAUGAGAGUCAUCUCGGAGAAGAAACAUGGCGCAGACAGAAGUGGGUCAACAGCUGUGGGUGUCAUGAUUUCCCCCCAACACACAUACUUCAUCAACUGUGGAGACUCGAGAGGGUUGCUUUGUCGAAACAGGAAGGUUCACUUCUUCACACAGGAUCACAAACCGAGCAAUCCGCUGGAGAAGGAGCGCAUACAGAAUGCAGGUGGCUCCGUAAUGAUUCAGCGUGUGAACGGCUCCCUUGCUGUUUCAAGGGCACUUGGGGACUUUGAUUACAAAUGUGUCCAUGGGAAAGGUCCUACAGAACAGCUGGUCUCACCCGAGCCUGAAGUCUAUGAAAUCGAGAGAUCAGAAGAAGACGAUCAGUUCAUCAUCCUGGCGUGCGAUGGUAUCUGGGAUGUUAUGGGAAAUGAAGAGCUGUGUGACUUUGUAAGAUCCAGACUUGAAGUCACUGAUGACCUUGAGAAAGUUUGCAAUGAGAUAGUUGACACCUGCUUGUACAAGGGAAGUCGAGACAACAUGAGUGUGAUAUUGAUCUGUUUUCCGAAUGCACCAAAGGUAUCGCCAGAGGCGGUGAAAAGAGAGGCAGAGUUGGACAAGUACCUGGAAAGCAGAGUAGAAGAGAUCAUAAAGAAGCAGGGUGAAGGAGUGCCAGACUUAGUCCACGUGAUGCGUACGUUAGCAACUGAGAGCAUCCCAAACCUCCCGCCCGGGGGGGAGUUGGCAAGCAAACGGAGUGUGAUUGAAGCCGUUUAUAACAGACUGAACCCCUACAGGAAUGAUGAUGCUGAUUCUGCCUCAACUGAUGAUAUGUGGUAAAACUGCUCAUCUAGCUGUGGAGUUCACGUUUCAUCCUGCAAAUGAAAGUGCAGCCCAACCUCAGUGACCCUUCUUAACAUCCAUCCUCAACCUUAAUUAAAGAAGGGAAUAUGAUGUGUUGGUGAGAGUGACUACAGCAGUACGACACCUAGCCCAGGAACUGAUCAUUUUUGUAAAACAGACUUCUGUAAACGUGAUUUCAAACCAUAAUUCAUGUUGUAAAUCAGACUCCAGCAAUUUAUGUUGUAUGAUUUUGUUUUUGUAAAGUGCAAUUGUCUUUGUACAAAAUGCUCAUAUUUAAUUAUGAACCGCUUUAAAUCACUAUAAAGGUUAGAAGAAAUGUUUUGGCUUGUGUGAUGCAACAAUAUAUAUCCCUUUUAAAUUCAUGUUGUGGUUUUGGAUUGCAAGGAGCAGCAGCCUAGCCAGCUAGGUGCUCAGGAGGUGCACAAAACUGUAAAGAUAACUUUUUGGUUUAUAUGAAAGCUGAACUCGUGGGCAACUUACCAGAAAUUACAGUGUGUGAAUUUUUGCUUGGCAAUGGAAAAAUAACUUAAAAGUAGUGCACAUUCUUCAACAAAUGGAUAUCAUUUUCUUGGAUGCACUCCUGCUCUCACGUUGGAGUCGAAGGGAUUUGCGAUUUUGAGUUCAGUGGGAGUUAAAUCAUGCCCUGUUAACAGUAUCCUCUUCCUACAAAUCUUGGGAUCAGAAUGCCUUGAUUCUUUGCACCUCUUUUCCCAUUAACCCUCACCUGAAACUGCUGAUCACUGAGCACGGAAAGGCAGCUUUCUACGUCCAGUAGGAGUCUGCAGCAUUUUUACAAUCCUGAUUGGCUGGGUCUGCUGCUGUUCCAAGUAAAAUGCUCUGAAUUCCAUUUUAUCAAUAAAGCUUGAUUUAACAAACAAGACCUUUACCCAUAAAUGUGUAAUUCCUUUUUUCCUGCCUUUGAAAAUGUCAGUGCCAUUGUAAAUGAUAUUUUACUUGUGGAAGAAUAUUUUUAUUAAUUGGUAGCCCAUUUUUAAAAUGGGAAGGAUUUUGAUUAUUGCCCAAGACAUAGCCAUAUGCUAGAGGAUGAUGUGGGAUUAAUCCGUUACCCUAUUUUUUACAAGUGUGGGUUUUUUCAGGCUUUUUGGUGGUGUUUUUUGUUGUUUUUUUUUUUCUCCUCCCUACUGAAGAUGUGCAUUGGUUUGAAUUUGCCUACUGUUUGAUAAAAAUACAUGUGUCAAAGCCUGACAAUCUUUAACAUUUUAUGGUGUGUGUUUUUAAUUGACCCACUUACUUAGAAUGAGAGACUAGUGGUUAAACAGUACUUGUGAUUUGAGGUAUAGCAUGUUGACAAUAUUUAACUGUUCGUUGUUUAAAAUUCUAAUUUAAAAUUUUAUAAGAUAAUAAACUAAUUUGAUUUAAGCUUAGCUUUCUCCCAUUGAGCAUACGAAAAUUAAGUUUUCAAGUCAGUCGUGUUUGCAAAACUGCUGUUUUGUGCACCUUGUAUUGUCUUUUUGGUUGAGAAUAUUGUAUUUAAUAUGUAGUUUACUCAUUUAGUAGGCAGAUUCCCCAAAAGGAAAAUCAGUAAAACAAGUAGAUUGUAACAUUUACUGCAGUUAGACAGAAUCAAAACUUGGUGUAUAAUUACUUUUUGAUAGGAAAACGUAGUACAAUGCAUUUUGCUAUAUUUGUCUUUCCCUAACUUUGACAUAUACAUAUUUGUAUAUAUAGCCUUAAAACUAAUGCAGAGUUAGGGAACACUGAACAGUGAAAAAAGUAACUUAUAGUGUCUUGGAACUAAGUAUAGUAUAUACCAGCAAACUUUUCUUUUAUCCCUCUUGUCUAUGUGGGGUGCUUAAACGUAACUUCAUUGUAUUCAGUUUGUAAUCUGUUCAAGCAUGAAUGAAGAAAACAUAAGCACUAUUUGUAUUUAUAAAUUUAUAGCAAUUUUUGCUUAAAGAACCAGUUCCUUACCUACCUAUGAAUAAAUGCUUAAAAUGUCUAAUUUUGUUGUAGAGUGCACAACUAUAAUAAUGUUAAGUUAUAGCUUCACAGGCACCUAAUUAACAAGCAUAUUUAAUAAUACAUGGCGUAUUAGUGCGAAAAGCUAAACUUAAUUUAGGACUAGGCAGAGAAAGUUCUGUCCUUUUUCAUAGAGACUAAAGUUUAGUUUUGGAAACUGCAAAACCUUGAACUGGACUGUGGAACCUUUGAGUUUUAAACUUGUACGAAUCGGAAGCAAAACUGUGGUGUGAAAAGCCAUACUUACUUCAAACCAUAAUCACUUAAACUGUCUCAGUGACAAAGGAGAUAUCUGAAGCCUCUUCUGGCGAGGUCUCCUGAAGGUUAGAGAGGAGAUAAUUCUGCUGUUGCUACAGGCCAUGUGAGUAGGUUUGAGGGUAGUGGAAGAAAGCCCGUUUCAGGCCUUUCUCUCUCCCGCCUACAUUCAGCUUUUUGGUGAGGUCAGAGCACUGAAUUAUUAUGUAUGCAUAAACACUGCCAUUUUAGAUACAGAUUUUGAUUACAGAAUAUACCAGUUGAGUAUAUAAAGCAUCCUAGAGAAGAGGCAAUCUGUACUUUUCACUGCUCUGAAAAGAAAAAAAAAAAAAGGCACUUUUGCACCUUUGUGCAUCUCCUUCUUGCACCAGAAACUUUUUUUUAAAUGCUAAAAACAUUAGCACCUCAGGGGCAAGGCAGCAAUUUUUAUUUUGAAGUAUUGUGUGCUAUUUAUUUCCCUCUUGGAAAAAGAUUCCUGUGUGAUGGAAAUGAAAAUUGUGUGAUGUUAAAAGAUGUAUUUUUAAAUACAUGUUCAAAUAGGAUGGUCCCAAUUUGCUUGUUUUUAAAAGGAAAUGACAUUUGUAAAGCUACUUUGCUUCGUAUGCCAUGCAACUUUGUUUUCCUUCUACAUUUGACAGCUUCACUGGCUUCAGUUUCUGUGAGUUUUGUUGUAGUCAGAUUAAAUGUUUCGCUGAUCGUUCUGGGAGAAUACCUGUACUGCUUUAUAGACAACUGUUUCAAAUAAUUCUCACUAAUUCAGCAUUGAAAUAUGUUCAAGACAGAGGCUUCUAAAAUGUCUUUUAAACGAAUGUUGGAUGAACUGAAUGCCAUGGCAUUGAUCAGGGUCCUAGAUUUGCAAGGCUUUGUAAAUCUCUUUUAUCAAUAGAGCCCCUGGUGGGGCAGAAAUCAGCAGGUCCCAUUGAGUUAUAGAGCCAGAGCCUUUCAGCUGGGCUUGCUCUCACCUGGCCCGGGAGCAGCACCACCACCAAGACCUUGAGGCACAGCCAUCAGAGCAAAAAUCAGAAUUGGAGAGAGAAAUUCCAUCUGCCUGUCAUUGAGCUGCACUAAUCCUUGGCUGUGUCGUACUAGCAAGGUGCCUGCUGAAUACUGAGCAGCAGAUGAGCAAUGGUAGCAGUUACCUUGAGAGGUCGUGCAGGUGCCAAAGCUGAUCUUUUUAACAUUUCCUUGUAAUAAACUGACUUCAAUGUCCACUACUUUAUUUAUUGCAAAGCUGGUGCUGUCUCAACUCAAUAUAGGUCUGAGCUAUUUUGCUCAGUUCAAGAAUCGGAAACUUAACAAAAUUAGGGAACAGUUUUCCCUUUACUUGAUUCCCUGAUGAGAAUCCCAUCUUACUUUGAUACACUGGGAUAGGACAGACUUCCUGUUGCAUUCCAUUUUUAGUAAUUUAUGAACGAAGGAUAUGGUUUCAUGAUAAAGUUACUUCAAGACUAAAUGUUGCUCCAAGUUUGUCCCUACUGCCUUUUUUUGUGCCAGUACUUGCCCUUAUGUGGGCAUGGAGUUAGGACAAAGAGAAGCCCUGUCCUCUUCAGCUGGGUAAGCUGAUAAUCCAGCUGUGGGGUGCUGCUGCUAGGGCAAGAUGGAGGGUGGGGAGGCAGGACUGGGAGCAAGGAAUGUUUGCACCACCCGUCCUGCCGCGGUGUGGGAAACCACACCCAGAUAAAUGAUGGGCUGUGUAGGGAGUAUCGAAGCCUUUGCAGAUCUUUCCCCGCUCUGUACUUAGGAGAGACAUUUUGCUUUGGUAAACGUUCUUUUUCUUAAAACUGGAAUCAUCAAACUUUGGUCUUAACGUCCUGUGUGCGCGUUCCGUGCUGACAAACCUCGUGUUUGUGUUCUCUAGGGGUGUGUGGCUCUGUCCUGUGGGAGAGACAGCACGGCUGCCACAAUUAGGUUAAUGAUAUGGUUGUUACAGGUUACCUUAUUUCAAUGUACAUCAGGAUUUCAUCAUGCUGAGAUAGAUGUUCACCUUCAUCUCUACCUGCACCUUCUUGAAUUGCUCUUAUGCACAAAUGAUUUGGUGUAUUUGAAUUUCUUGAUAUUUAAACUUGGCCGUGUCUGAAAGGGGCAAACCUUUAGGAAAAGAGUGCCCUUUUCCUCAUCCCUCGGCAAAGGCAGUAUUUAAUACAAACCUGAUGUACCUUGCAUAGGUUCAGAAACGGCAAAACUUUAGAGCUACAGAGCUGUACCUGACAUUCUUCUGUAGAAAAUGAAUUGUUACUCUGUGCCAAGCCUCACAAGACGUGAAAAUGAUGUCUCCUAGAUAAUGAGUGUGGCUCCCUGUUCCUACCACUACCCGUGUCUGAGGUGAUCAUUCCUGAGCCUUUGUAGACGAGCUCAGGGUGUAAACUCUCUGUUUGGCUGGACAGGGUUUUUACCUCUUGAAGUGGUAAAAAGAGGCUCCAGACAUGGAUUUCUAGGAUUCUGUAGCGCAUAAAAUGAAUGUGAUUCCUGCCAUAAACUGUAAGAAAGGAGCAAAAUUUAGAAGUACCACUCUGAGGCUAAAUAAUUUUGACUGACCUGUCUGAAAUACUGAUCAGAGAAUCUAAUCUUCUGGUGAGCUCUUUCUGUGGAGUGUUUGCACAGUCUGCAGGUCUCUGCAGACCCAGGUGUGCCCAUCUGAAACACUGUAGCCUUAUUUUGCUUAAUAACAUUGCUUUAUAAAUGAGGUAGCAGUCACCUGGGCCGUGGCAAUUGUUCACAGGAGUUCAGGAAGCUGUAGGAAAACUUGAAGCUCGUCUUUAUUCUUAUGGACCACUAAAUGCAUUCAAGUAGAAAAAAAAAAAAACAGACAUGCUGAAAGUUGAGUUCACGUUGUCUCCCCCUGAAAACUUGUUUUCAGAAAAAUGACAAAUACUUCUACUAUUUGCUUAAUAAGUGAAAAAAGUGUCCUGAGCUUUAAUCUCCUGAUUGUUUCAGUUGUUGACCUAUAAUGACUUAGGCUUUAUGUAUAUUCAUUGCUUUAUCUGUGUUUUUAUUUGAUGUUCCUUUUGAGUUGCAGUAAACCAGAUCUUUUUUUUCCCCCCUCGUGUAGACACUUCUUUGCUUCCAAGCUAAGGGAACAGGAGUGAUAAUGAUGUCCUAGGAAAGGGUUUUGGGAGAGGCUUGCUUUAAGUGCAAUGACCACAAACUUUUGCAAUGACAAAAGUUGAGAAAGUGAGCUUAAGUUUAAAAAUGCCUUUUACAGAAUUAAGGAAAUCAUUCUAUUCUGAUAUUGUCAGAACUUCAGUGGAGGUGGGAUGACAGGUCAGAUUUCUAGAGUAUGUAUUGGUUUAUAUCUAGUGACAUUUUUACACUUAACUUGUACUGACUCCUGCCCAAAUGCUUUUUAAAAUAUCACUAGGCAUGUGCUUUGUUUUUUUUCUUCCCCCCCUCCCCCAAAAUAGGAAGAAUAAAACCAAUGGUCCUUACUGCUGUGUAAGCAGCCACUUAUUUGCAGCGGUGGGUGCUGUGUCAGGUAGUGCCAUUUUCCUUCAGGAACACGACAUCUGCACUUCUCAGUGUGCUCAAGAACAUUGAGCCACAGCUGAAAUCCCUUUUUGCCUCCAUGGGCUGUUGGCUCUGAAGAGCUGGUGGGAGCGUGGGGGUUUUACAGCCAGAGUGGACAGGACUCUCCUUGUGUAUUGUGAGGAGGCCUCCAGAGUUGAGGGAGAUGCCACUGUUGUAUAGUUUUAGAAAUAACUUUAAGAAAAAAUGAGGAAACACGUUGGGUCAUAAAACAUCAUGUACUGCUAUCAAUUCCUAUAGACUAAGGUCCAGAGUUUAGUUUCACCUGUGUAAGUGAAUUCCACCCGUUCUGAGCAGUGCAAAUACUGGGCAGCCGAUUUCAUUGCUUGGGGAUUUCAGAUUGGAGGCACAAUGUUUCUGUUCACACUAAAAUUAGACUAAAACAGUCUUGGGAAAAUCAGGCACGAACUUAAAUUUACAUUCUGCUGGCAUUGAUGGAGCUUUGCUCACGACAUAUAAAGUUUGCACAUGUGUUGUUGGAGCCUUAAGUGUCCCACUUCUCUUGGAAUGAAAAACAAAUGUAAUCUUUAUCCAGUUUAGGUUUUGAAAAAGCUUUUUGGAGCCAAAGGGAAGAAGGUGGUAAUGUUAAAGCAAAAUGUUAGAUUAUUUGGAGGUAAUUUCAUUAAGUCUUUAAGCAUCUAAGAUUUUUUUUUCCUUUUAAAACCUCAGAAGGGCACAGUUUAGGAGGUUUGAUGAAAUGCUUUUAGCUGUAAAUAAAUAAAAGGAUGAAACCCAAAAUGGGUUACCUGGGAUGGAAGAACAAUGAGGCCCUAAAAAUGUAGGAAUAAAUGUGCUGAAUUUGCAUAGCAUUAUUUCCAUGUCCAGUGGUGGACCUACUGAAAGGUUGGAACUGGAUGAUCUUAAAGGUCCCUUCCAACCCAGACCAUUCUAUGAAUCAUUCUAUGAAAGGAUCUUUAUCAGUGUUGACAGGGGAACCUUUUAUCAUUGCUGAGUGAUGCCAGACUGACAAGUCUGCUGCAAUUUGAAAUUUCCAGCCUCUUAAAUUGGGAAGUGGGCAUUACAUACCAGAUCCCCAGUACAUGAGAAGCUGCAGUACCUGUUACCCCACAUUCUGUGGGUUAAUGCCCUGCAGCCUUUGGGUGCUGGGAGUUGGGAUUUCCCAGCCUGUUAUUGCUGAUGGUGUGAUUUGCAGUGACCUCGGGUACCAAGAGUUAAGUUGUAUUUAAGAACCGGAUCUAACUCUUUGGUGCCAGGAAUCUAGUUUUUGGAGUAAGUGCUGAAUUAUGCAAAUGUUCUUGGCCAAUGGCGCCGGGUAGUUCAGUGCUCAGAAAACUAAAUUACUAGUGAUGAAGAGUUAGUAUGAGAAAAAAGCCAAGGUUCUUCUAAGCCAGGGAGUGCUGGAUGUCUGAAAAGCAUGACAUUUGAGUUCCAGGACCUUCUUAUUUUAUAAAUCUUUAUAAGCAGAGAUUUUGGUUUCUAGCAUCUGUCUUGUUUCUAAGACCACGUACAAACAUGCUGAAUUAGAGAGUUUUCACCUGUCUUCUCACAGAAUUGACUCCACAUCGUAUCAUAAAGAGUCUCGUUUGUAGUGACAUGCUGUGCCUGUCUUUUUAGAAAAUUCAUGACCUCUUUAUAUCUAUUUUGUGGAAAGUGUAACUUUUUUCAUUGAUGACCUGUAUAAAUGUGUGUUACGAAUGGAGAGAUUUAAGCUUGAAAAGCAUGUUUGCAGAUUACACAGCUUCAUUAUGGAAUUUAUAAAUUUAACAGAGUAAUAUACAAGAGCAUAACUAUUUUCCUUAAGUAGAAUGUAUAACAAUAUAUAAUAAAUUAUUCUCCACGUAGUUCACCCACUAUUUACAGUUUUACACAAUUCAAACUGUGUGUUUACAGAAAGUUCAAUAAAUGUAUAUUUUGUACUAUGUACAGAUUCCUGGUCCCAAAGAAAAUGUGUGAACUUAGUUUCUAACUUAACUUUUGAGAUUGUACUUUUUUUUUUUUUCCUUUUCUUUAUUUUUUUUGGUUUGGAAUCAGUUGAACAAACUGCGUUUCGCCUGUCGAUGGUGGAGGAUUGCAUUGGAGUAAACGGGAAUUGGAAAUAUUUCUAAUCUACAAAAGUGAUUCCACUAAAUAAAACAGGCAAUUACAUCGUG
This is a messenger RNA of Manacus vitellinus (golden-collared manakin), 9059 nucleotides long. RefSeq names its product protein phosphatase, Mg2+/Mn2+ dependent 1A (gene PPM1A). NCBI's taxonomy places the organism in Eukaryota, Metazoa, Chordata, Aves, Passeriformes, Pipridae. The record is from RefSeq and is a predicted model, not a curated record. The transcript has 5 exons. Gene Ontology annotation, molecular function: magnesium ion binding; protein serine/threonine phosphatase activity; manganese ion binding. Gene Ontology annotation, biological process: positive regulation of canonical Wnt signaling pathway; negative regulation of canonical NF-kappaB signal transduction; positive regulation of canonical NF-kappaB signal transduction. Gene Ontology annotation, cellular component: cytosol; nucleus. The coding region runs from base 19 to 1167 and encodes 382 amino acids.